Molecule: messenger RNA, 687 nt
Organism: Ambispora gerdemannii
Lineage: Eukaryota; Fungi; Glomeromycota; Glomeromycetes; Archaeosporales; Ambisporaceae
Source: the annotation of a GenBank genome assembly
AUGGUAUGUUUUGGACAAGAUAUUCAACCUAAACGUGAUCUUACUCGUUUCGUAAAAUGGCCCCAGUAUGUUCGUUUGCAAAGACAGCGCAAGAUCCUUAAUCAACGUCUCAAAGUUCCACCUACGAUUCAUCAAUUUACUCGUGUCUUAGACAAGAACACAGCCACUCAAGCCUUCAAGCUUCUCGACAAGUAUCGUACCGAAACCAAAGUAGAUAAAAAAAAACGUCUCUUGGCUGCCGCCACAGCAAAAACCGAGGGCAAAAAAUAUGAACCCAAAAAACCCUAUGUAGUAAAAUACGGCAUCAACCACAUCACUGCGUUAGUCGAAGCCAAAAAGGCUAAAUUGGUCUUGAUCGCUGAUGACGUUGACCCAAUUGAAAUUGUGCUCUGGUUGCCGGCUCUUUGUCGUAAGAUGCAAGUCCCCUAUGGAAUUAUCAAGAGCAAAUCUCGAUUGGGAACUGUCGUUCGUAAAAAGACGGCGACUGCUUUGGCGUUUGUUGAUAUUCGUGAUGAGGAUAAAAGUUCAUUGAAUAAUUUGGUAAAUGUGAUAAAGAGUAAUUAUAAUGACAAGUUUGAUGAAAUUCGAAGACAAUGGGGUGGUGGUAUCAUGGGUGUUAAAUCUCAAGCAAUGAUGGCAAAGAGAGAAAAAGCUGCUGGUAGAGAAGCAAAGAAGUUCGAGGUCUAA